This is a messenger RNA of Leptidea sinapis, 1854 nucleotides long. RefSeq lists its product as uncharacterized. The coding region runs from base 1 to 801 and encodes 266 amino acids. NCBI's taxonomy places the organism in Eukaryota, Metazoa, Arthropoda, Insecta, Lepidoptera, Pieridae. The record is from RefSeq and is a predicted model, not a curated record. The transcript has 6 exons.
AUGAGGAUGAUAAACGCUGAGGCAAAAAAGAAAGUCGAUGUUCUCUCAGAAGAACUUCUCCCUUAUAUCAUAGCAGAACAGGAAAGAAGAACUACUCUGUACAAGAGAAUUAUGACUGCUAUUCAAAAUGGAGAGAAGGGAGUUACUAUUGCUGAGAUUAGAAAUAAACCUCCACUUAUUAUAAGGAAAGGACUUCUUUACCGUUGCCCUUCGAAUCGAGCACCGAAGGAGCCAGAUGGUUCGGGAAUACUUAUGUGUGAAGACGACAUCGAGCCAAGCCAAGUUAUGUACGAUUCGUGUUUGAGUGCAGAGGAUAAGGAGCUUUACGUGGCUGAAAAUAAGUACUUCUUUUGCAAUCGGCACAAAAUCGAAGGUCCUGAUUUGCCUCGAAAUGGGACAACGGUUAUUGGCUGCGCACCGUUGGAGAGGACCUCACUGAACUACACGACACAGAAAUGUGCUCUGGAAGAUACUGAUGACGUCGUCGUUCAUUACAGAUAUUAUCCGGACAGGACAUAUAAGUUUGUCACGGAACUGGACCCUGAUAGAGAAGUCUGCGAUCAUUGGAACCCGUGUCAAAUUGGCUAUGUGUACAGUCUGCCAUCUCCAGACCUGGCACAACUGGCUAGUGAACUAUGGCGUAUGUUUUAUUUAUUUAUUUUUAUACACUUUUGUGUAAGCCUGUGGCGUUUUGCCAGCCCUGCCACCCUAUUGUUACGCCAAUGGUCUCAGCAUGAACUCUCGUUGCGCUCUGCUGUGAAACAAAUACUUGAAUGCUUCAUUAAUGCCAUCACUCUUUGAAAUCAACUGCCGCUUACUAUCCGUAAAGCACAAUCAUUAGCCUCCUUUAAAAAUCAACAAAAAAAAACAUAAUCUGUCCUCUAUUUGGUAGGAUCUGUAUGUAUUGUAUCCAUCAACAUAAUUCAACAAUUCAGAAAUGUUUAAUGAAAUGGUUAAUUAAUGUUUCAGAAUACUCAUUGAAGUAGGCGUUACUUUGUAGAAAUCCAUAAUUAUCCAAAUGAUUUGAGUUUUCUUUAGUCUCGUGGCAGAUUUUGGCAAGACAACAUGUCCUGAGGAUGGCUCGUGUAGAGGCGAAACACGUGUCGAAUUGUUUAAGGACAAAUAUUGGCGGAAUUAACACUAAAGUAAACAAUCAAAUCAUUUGUAUAAUUAUUGCUUCUACUUUUAAUUUACUUAUUAUUUUACUUUCUUGUAUGUGUGUAUAUUUUUGACAUUAUUCUCAGCCAUAUUAAUGUACUUUUACUGACAGUAAACUCAUGUUAAUAUUCAUUUAUUUAUUAUUAAUUAUAAUUACAUACAUUGGUCUUGUUGCCCAAUAUAAAUUUACAGUCUCAGUCUCAAAAACAGUAACAAAGAGGCACUUCACUGAUUUUCUAAGUUUCCGCCCAGUCGUAUUAUUUUUUACACCAAAAUAGAAUCAAUAGUAUACCACUGCCUGAUACAGCAAUGUGAGAGGUAAUUAUAUCACCAUCACGCAGAUUGAAGUAUGUGAAUGAUGACAGGCAUGAAAAAUGUAACGCCUGAUCAUAUUUUGCGAGCGAAUACUUUCUUGCUUUACUUAUGCCAAAAAGUAAGGCGCAAACAGUUAUAUGCUUAUAAUCCUUGUUAUUGAUUACUAACCCUAAUAAAUGGACUUACAUAAUAAAAGUACAAGCGAUAGGAAUAACCCAUCUGAGUUUCGUACUAAACAAAUGCGUCAUACCGAGAAACAGCGUGUUAAACUGUAAAUAAAAAUGGUUGUUAAAAAUAACUCUGGAGUAUUAACUAUAACCAACAGCAAGCAUUGGUAACUUAAAAAUUAGACUUAAAGGUAUGUCUAACAAGAUAAAUCAG